CAGUCUUGCGAAGUAGCCAGUCGAAGGUUUUGCGCAGGCCAGUCGUAGUGUAAUCUUUCGUUACCAUUGGACGUAAAAUUCACAUAUUUUAAAAGCACGGCGGUAUGUGAUUAGUGAUAAUAGUUUACAACACCGUUACAUCUAUCUUUCAAUAAAAAUCAUUCAAUAAUCAAGCAGGUUAAAAUAAUCAAACAAAAUGAUGAGGAUUGGUAAAAAACUUAUUAUUAUUUUCUCAAUAGGCUUAGUAUUAAUAAUUUUUGGAUUAACUACUGGAAUUUGUUGGUCUAUGAUUUAUUCAUCAAUUUUAAAUGCAGAAUUAUCUUUAACACCAACAUCCACAAGUUAUAAGCUUUGGAAAGAAACACCUAUUCCUAUGUAUCUGAAAAUAUAUAUGUUCAAUUUAACUAACUAUGAAGAUUUUAUUUCAAGUAAUGAAUCUAAAGUUAAACCAAAUUUUGUGGAAAUGGGUCCUUAUGUAUUUAGGGAAGUUGACUAUAAGGUAGGACAAAUAUGGAAUGACAAUGAUACCAUAACAUAUCAAAGGAAAAGAGUAUGGCAUUUUGAUAAAUCUUUAUCAGUAGGAAGUUUAGAUGAUAAUGUAACUAAUAUAAAUCCAAUAACUGCUAGUGUUGCAUAUGCAUUAAGACAAAAAAAACCUAUUUUCCGUGAUAUAAUAGAUAGGAUGAUGAAAGCUAUGGGACAAAAGUUAAUAAUUACGAAAUCUGUUAAUGAAUUACUUUUUGAAGGAUAUGAAGAUACUAUGUUAAAAAUUGCACGAAAAAUGAAUUUCAGUCAAAUUCCAUUUAACAAAUUUGCUUGGUUUUAUGAGCGAAAUGGUUCUGCAUCAUAUGAUGGAACAUAUAAUAUGCUAACUGGUAAAUCCAAUUUACUUGAUGUAGGAAUAGUCAAACAAUGGAAUUUUAAGAGCAAAGUAAGUUAUUACCCUAAAAAUUGUGGAGAAGUGAAAGGAACAAAUGGUGAUUUAUGGCCACCAUUACCUAACAAUAAAACUAUUACUUUCUUUGUACCUGACAUUUGCACGAGUAUGUCAGUAACAUACGAAAAUACAACCGUUCAUGAAGGAUUGACAGGAGUUAAAUAUAUUAGUGAUAAUACAAUACUUGAUAAUGGUACAAUAGUAGACUCGCGUCUAUGUUAUUAUGACAGAGAACACAUUCCCUCUGGAGUAUUAAAUAUUUCAUUAUGCAAAUGGGGUGCUCCAGCAUUUAUUAGUUUACCACACUUUUAUUUGGCCGAUCCAAUUUACAGAGAAAAUAUCGACGGAAUGAAACCUAGUAAAGAAAAACACGAACUUUCAAUAUCCAUAGAACCGAAAACUGGUGUUCCAUUGAACGUGCAUGCACAGUUACAAUUAAAUUUGUUGGUGCAACAUGACCCUGUGAUGUCCAUGUUUAAGAACAUUAAAACGACAUUUGUACCUAUGAUAUGGUUUACUCAAGAAGCUUCUUUGACAGCUGAUUAUGCUCGUAUAAUUAAAUUUAUCAAUAUUUUGGAAACUUUGGGUAGCAUAACUAGUUAUGGAAUUGCCUGUAUUGGCGUUUUAAUUGUUUCUAUUGGCAUAUUCUUAUAUAUUAAACACGGCUUCAGUGGAGAAGAAAAUCAAGUUUUAUUAUCAAGUAAAUCUAACGAAAAUGAUGGCAUUGCUACUAUUAAUGAAUGAUCAAGUAUAUUUACAGACAUAUUAAAUUAUAUAAA
This is a messenger RNA of Frieseomelitta varia, 1716 nucleotides long. RefSeq names its product protein croquemort-like. The transcript is spliced from 9 exons. NCBI's taxonomy places the organism in Eukaryota, Metazoa, Arthropoda, Insecta, Hymenoptera, Apidae. Gene Ontology annotation, cellular component: membrane; cytoplasm. Bases 197 to 1681 code for a protein of 494 amino acids. Gene Ontology annotation, molecular function: scavenger receptor activity. The record is from RefSeq and is a predicted model, not a curated record.